Folsomia candida is the source of this 4145-nucleotide messenger RNA. Its product is annotated as UDP-glucuronosyltransferase 1A1. The transcript has 4 exons. NCBI's taxonomy places the organism in Eukaryota, Metazoa, Arthropoda, Collembola, Entomobryomorpha, Isotomidae. Gene Ontology annotation, molecular function: UDP-glycosyltransferase activity. Bases 72 to 1436 code for a protein of 454 amino acids. The record is from RefSeq and is a predicted model, not a curated record.
CCCAAAUUUACAUUCAGUCAGCCGUAGUUGAAGUGAAGUAAAUUUUGUCUCCAUACAAAAAUCCUUUAAAAAUGCAGCUCGCAUAUUUCCAAGUUUUUAUUCCCACCUGUUUACUCCUCCUAAUUGGCACCCCUGCACACGUGGAACCUGCCAAAAUCCUAUUCCUCAUCCCCAUGUCGACCCGCAGUGAGAAACACAUGUUCUCCCCACUAAUUACCAAAUUGGCCUCAAACGGUCACAACUUAACCGUCGUGACGAACAUUGCGGACAAAGUGGGACACGCCAACGUGACGGAAAUCGUGCCCAUUUCCGUCGACGAAGUGUGCGGAAGUGUGAGUGACAUUGGAGCUUCCCAAAGUUUAUUUUGGGACAUUGUUUUCCUCGAUAUGAAGCCCUUAAUGUCUCUAGUGGACAAGAUUUACGACCAUCCCGAAUUUAAAACGGUUUUGAGGCAGAAAUUUGACCUGAUUUUUACCAACUUGUUUUUUGGACAAGCUUUUUACGGUGUAAUGUACAAAAAUCGGGGCCCCUUCAUUCUCCUGCAUAGUCUUCCGGUCGCCAAUUAUUUUCUGAAGGACUGGGGCCACGUGGCACCUCCGUCCCACGUGCCCUAUCCGUUGUUGGAAUUUACAGACAAAAUGAACUUCCGAGAACGUGUCGUGAAUUUUUUGGUGGAUUGGGCCACAUAUUUCCACUCGGAGAUGGUGGAUAUUCCAUUGUUUGAAGAGGUUUAUAGGAAACAUCUCGGACGGGAGGUACCCUCGGUGAAGGAAAUUCAGAAAAAUGCGAGUUUGAUGAUGAUGAAUACGAAUUAUUUGACGACAUAUCACAGACCGGUUAUGCCGGAUGUGAUUGAAAUUGGGGGGAUGCAUUGUAAGGAGGCGAAACCUCUGCCGGAGGACUUGGAGAAAUUGGUGGGAACGGCUGCAGCUCCGGAUGGAUUCAUUUUUAUAAGUUUCGGAACCGUGUUGACGGGUUCCAGUCUACCGGAAGGGAUUAAGGAUAAGUUUCUCCACGUGUUUUCUCGCUUGAAGCAGAAAAUUUUAUGGAAAUGGGAGUCUGAAGAUGGGGAUAAUUUACCUUCAAAUGUAAUUCGGAGGAAAUGGUUACCUCAACAAGAUAUUUUAGGUCACAGCAACAUUCGUCUUUUCAUUUCUCACGGAGGGUUGUUAAGCAUGCAGCAAACGAUCUAUCAUGGCGUCCCCGUCAUCACGUUUCCCUUCUUUUUCGACCAGAUGACAAACGCACGAGCGAUUGAGGACCAAGGCGUCGGAUUAAAUAUGAACGUUUGGAAUUUCACAGAAACUAAGCUGGAAGAAGGAAUUAACCAAAUUAUUGCGGAAGGGUCGAAGUCAGCCACCAAUACCACCAUUCGAAGUCCAUCUUCGCCACCACGUCCUUCUUCUUUCUUGAGACUAGGAGGUAUCACUUCUUAAUACUAGCACCGCAUAAAAUAAAGGUCUAAACUAAGAAAUUAACCUACUAUUUACAUAUAUACACUAUUUACAAGUUUAUACAUUUAUCGUUGAAAUUGUUGAAAGAGUCUUCCUAUUUCUUCCUGCUCCUCCAUAGAGAUGUUGAUGGUCCUUCCACGUCUUGAUGCUCUUGAUGGGAAAAUCUUCUUAAUAAUCUGUCCAAUCUUGAUGUAACAAGAAGCGUUUUCAGAAAUAUACGAAGUUCCAGAUUUGGAUUUGGAGGUGUUGGGUUUCCAAAAUGUCACCUUCACCUCCUGUUCCGCGAGGUCCACUUCGUCGAUGAUUGCGACAUACCAUUGUUUCUCGUAGACACAAACAACCCAAUCGCUGACAGAGCAUUCAUCGAUGAUGACCAGGGGAGGUUGGCCUUCGGAUUCCAUUAUUUUCGUAGCCAUCACCGUGGUGUCCCGAGAAACUUCGUAAAGGUGAAUUUUUCCCGAUGCAAUUUCAAUACGAUGAGCUUGUUGAGUCCCCGCAAUUGUUUUUAUUGUCUCGUACCGGGAAGUUAAAUCCUUUUCAUCAAUAAUCUCCUGAAUUUCGGAAUCCGAGAUGAAGAUGUAUUCUAUUCCUUUGAUAUUUGAACUGCACCAGUUAUAGAAUUCUAAGGCUGUUGUAAUCUUGGUGCCUUGUAGGGAUGCAGUUCUUGCUCGACGUUUCGCAAUUCCUCCUUGAGCAUCUUGAGGUCCCUUCAUAUGAGCAGUUGCUCCAUAGUUCCAUUCAGCUAUAAUUCCGAAGUCCUUUAGAUGAUGGUAUAAGUUACAGAAGUUUUUUCGGUUCUUAUAUUGGGCUGCAGAUCCAUCCGAAACGUAGUAGAUCUUGGUAAUCUUGAUUUGGGCAGCAGCAAACUCAGCAACAAGUUUUGGUACGAGUUUGGUCUGGAAUGCGUAGAAAGAGUUUGUGUCAUGAGUGGUACAAUCACUAAUGACAGUUAUGCUCUUCAUCUUGACUUCUUGAUUCACGUUCCAAUAUAUCGUGAAGGGGUGGAGAGUGAUUUGUUUAUGGGAAAAAUACUCAGACUGGACAGCAUUUUGGAUGACAGGUGAAUAAUUUUCAGAAAAAUCGCCCCAUAUGACAAUCUCACCUGGUUUGAGAUUCUGGCGAAGAUCCACCAGAAAUUCAUGCUGAGCUUUGCUGAUGUAGUGAUGUUUCAUCAUCUUCUCCAAUUCUAAAGUUGCAAAGUCCAAGAAUUCUUCGGUAUCCUUUUCUUGAGUCACGUAUUGGGUCCCAUCGGUUGUUAGCCAUCUUCGGUACGAUAUUGACUCGUUGUUCUUGAGUACUUCAUUUUCUCUUAAAGUUGUUUUGAAUCUUGUUGUGGAUCCUUUACACUGAGCACAUCUCCUGUAGUAGCAAUCCUUGCCUCCGUUUUCACAAACUAAUUGUGAAAUUAAAGGCUUGAUUGAAGAAAUCUUGAUAGCGUGGAACAAAAGUUUGACGUUCUCAUGAUGAAUACAUACGCAAACGUUGUGGUAUCCCUUGCUGGUUAGCGAGAUGCAUUCUGGCGGCCUUAGCAUCAUAAAGGAUGAUUUCCCAAUUUUCGAAUCCGGGUGGUGGGUCUUGAAAAUUUCGUAGAGCUCCCGCAGAUUGCUUAAAAGAUACCGCUUCUGCUUAUGUUCUCGUUUCCCUGUUUCCUUGUUCUUUAUGGAUAAGAAGUCCUGUUUUCCUGGGUAGGCUCUAGAAACAUCAUCUUGAUAAUAGAAGUCCUUAAUCCUGGAUUUUGUCUCAUCAGUAAUUUUGAAUCCACAUUUUGGUUUUACGGGAGGAAGAAUGGUGUUGGUUUCUGUUCGACGUUUUCGACUUCCCUGGACCAACCGCUGUCCAACGUCGAAGAAGUCUUUGGUUUUCUUGAUACUCCAAGAUGGCGGAACCAGGGUUAAAAGCUGUUUUUUUCGGCUUGAGAACAUCCUUGCAAUCUCAACUUUAAGUUAUUCAUGAUCCACUUGAGAUCUUCAGAAUCUUGUAGAAGUUGUUGUUUAUCUUCUUCUUCAAUUGGCAAUCCGACUUCUUUAAAUCCUGUGGUGAUUGUCUUGGCAACUUGCUCAAGUUCUCUUGUGACGAGGUUACCCUGUUGGAUGAGGUUUCUUCUAUUAAAUGUUAUUGCAGGGGAUGAAGGAGAGAUUGUCUGUUUUAUAUUGGUCAACGUAUCGACCAAUUUCUUCUUGGUGACAGGUUCUUCAAAUGGGUCUUCCGACUCUUGUUCUUGAAUUUCUUCAGCAUAACCAUGGCAAAAUUUUGCGUCCUUGCAUAUAGCUUGAUUUGGUAAUAAACCUAUCUCCUUAUACUGGGUAAAGUAUUGCUCCGCGGUAAUGUACUUCACAUACUUACCACUAUACUUAUCAUUAUGUUUUGGAUGACAACAUAGCAUAGCGCUUCUUCGCCGACCAAAAUACUCGAUACAUUUGGUGCAGAUGCUGUUAUCAUUAAAAUUAACUUUAAGAUUGUACCCUGGAAAUGUCUGCUUCAUUGAGUGCAAAAUCCUGUAUUGCUCCAUCUUGCUAACUAAUCCAGCCACAGAUUUAUCUUUAGAACAAGUCCAGCCAUGGUGGGCAAUCAAGAGUCCAAUAUUGCAGAGUCGUACUAUAAAAUAUAAUUUAGCACUCUUAUAAUUUAUUAAUACUUUGAAAUAUUUUAAUAAUUAUCCACGCUCUGAUAUUUUUUACCAAGUUUAAUAAA